GAGUGAGAGAGCUCGGAGGAGAAGACAUGGUCAUCACUGAUGGAAACACCGGCACACCUGUACCUAAAAAAGAGAAGCCGGCGAGGAGGAAGUCCCGCCCUCAUGGCCUGCCCUCUCCGGCGCUCUGUUGUGCCUGCGGCCUGUGCAUCAUGCUGGCCGGACUCAACAUCACCCUCGUUGGAGCGUUCGCCUUCAGCACGCUGGUGCCUUCGGCCAAUCCCCCGAUCAUCAUCGGACCUAUCCUGCUGCUGGUGGCCUUCUCCUUUUUCGGGGCCUGUUGCGUGUGCAGCCGCCUCCCGCCUCCCAACAGCUCGCGUAGGUCCAAGGUGGGCGGCAGGGGCGCGGGGCUGAUGGGACACGGCGGGCUGGCCGGCGGGGCGGCGUUUGAAAUAGAGGUCAGCGAGCACACGCUGCAGGACACUACGGCCGUGCAGCUCAGCCCCACGUCGUCUCCUGGCUCAUCCCGGGCCUCCAGCCCAGACAAGGAGGCUCCUGACGCGGCCCUACCAGGGCCCUGCGAGCUCUUCACCAUGGAGACCAAUGGCCCUCCUUCUGUUUCCGCCACCGCAGUCUACUCGGCGUCCACAGCAGCCGGAGGCGAGGUGAGGCUCAACCUGCCACGUGAAGAAGUGGUCGCCUAG
Pseudoliparis swirei is the source of this 641-nucleotide messenger RNA. RefSeq names its product transmembrane protein 275a (gene tmem275a). The transcript has a single exon. NCBI's taxonomy places the organism in Eukaryota, Metazoa, Chordata, Actinopteri, Perciformes, Liparidae. The coding region runs from base 27 to 641 and encodes 204 amino acids. The record is from RefSeq and is a predicted model, not a curated record.